CCGUGCAUUUUCUUUUUUAGCAUCUAACCAUUCCUCCCUUGUGGUCCUUGGUUCCUCAAUCACCCUUUCCCACAGCCCACCCGCCUAACAUCACAGUCUCUGAAAAUGCACAGGGAUGCCUGGCUACCUCGCCCUGCCUUCAGUCUCACGGGGCUCAGUCUGUUUUUCUCUUUGGUGCCCCCGGGGCGGAGCAUGGAAGUCACAGUCCCUACCACGCUCAGUGUCCUCAAUGGGUCCGAUACCCGCCUCCCCUGUACCUUCAACUCCUGCUACACCGUGAACCACAAGCAGUUCUCUCUAAACUGGACUUACCAGGAGUGUAGCAAUUGCUCAGAGGAGAUGUUCCUCCAGUUCCGAAUGAAGAUCAUUAACCUGAAGCUGGAGCGGUUUGGAGACCGUGUAGAAUUCUCGGGGAACCCCAGUAAGUACGAUGUGUCAGUGACCCUAAAGAACGUGCAGCUAGAAGACGAAGGAAUUUACAACUGCUACAUCACCAACCCUCCAGACCGCCACCGCGGCCACGGCAAGAUCUACCUGCAGGUCCUUCUAGAAGUGCCCCCAGAGCGGGACUCCACGGUGGCGGUCAUCGUGGGUGCCUCAGUGGGAGGUUUCCUGGCUGUGGUCAUCUUGGUGCUGAUGGUGGUCAAGUGUGUGAGGAGGAAAAAAGAGCAGAAGCUGAGCACGGAUGAUCUGAAGACUGAAGAGGAAGGCAAGACGGACGGCGAGGGCAACCCGGAAGAUGGUGCCAAGUAACCGGAAGCCUGCCCUGAAGCCCCUCCCUGUGCCCUGUCUCCUCUCACUCUCUGCCCUGUACAGUGUGACCCUGCCUGCUCUCUCUUGGUGUCCUUCUCUUGAAUAGGACCCCAGGAUCGACCUGGGGCCUCACUUCCCAUGCCCCCACCCCCAUACCAAGGGUGACCUCCCUCCCUUUCAUCUGAAAACUGCCUUGGUGUCUGAGAUCCGAGUCCCAGGGAGAACAGAGAAGGGCUCUAGCCUGUCAGUCUUUGAAGAGGAAAGACAUGUGUGUUGUCCCAAAGACAAGAUAGGGGAGGGAGGGCAGUGGGAGAAGAGGUUGGCUGCCCAUCUUGUCUAGGGUUUAGUCUGGUUGCAGUUUAAACUGUGGGAAUAAGUUGUGUGUGUGUGUGUGUGUGUGUGUGUGUGUGUGGUGGGGGGUUCUGUGCUGACCAGAGGCACCACGGAAUGACUCAUGAUGAUGGCUUUGUUGUAUUCCUUUGGCUACUCCCAGCCCGGAACAGCCAUCAGCUGGAGAAGAAGAGGGGGUCCUACCAUUUGUGAAAGCAUUAUUUAAAGGGAUGACUGUGCAUUUCCAGGGCACUCAAGGAUAGACAGGGCUGACACAUUUCUGGACACGAGCCUUGGCCCAGAGAACUCUGUUCUGGCCUCGUUUCUAUCACUAGCCACUCCCAGAGAGGCUCUGGUUUACUGUUGGCUGCUGCUCCCUUAGGGAUGCUGGCUGGCACCAGGUAGGAUCAGAUCCUACCCUAGAGCUGCCCCUUGAGAGACCUGUGAGGGACUGAGGGGUGUGGGAUGCACUGCAUACAUGCAGUGUCUUCUCAAACAAGAUGACCACCUUGGCCUCAGCCAGCAGCCGUCAAGCCUCAGAACCCCGGUGUGUUUUGGGGAGCGGAGCUGUGGAUAGGGACAGCUUCCAGCACGGCUUUAGUUUGGGGGUUUCUAGUUGCCUUUGGCAGGGGUUCUCUGCUUGGCUUUUGGCAAGAUGGAAGAGAAGGCUGGAACUCGUGAAAUACGAGGGCAUGCUGAAGGAGCCUCCGAACCCUCCCCCACCCCACCCACAUCCCCACCCCCACAGAGAAAGUCACUCCUGUGGGAAGCCAAUAUUCACUGCCAUUUUACUAUCAUUAUAAGGGACUCAAGUCCAGAGACAUUUUACUAUCAUAAUAAGAAACUUGUCCAGAGAUGGGAGAAAGGCAGGGCAGAAAUGGCUAAUCGAAGAGCAUCGUGCUGGGACAUGCUCAGAGAACUGGCACCGAGCCUCCUGCAGAUGGGGAGUCUGAAGCUCCAGGAAACCGGCAGAAGCUGAAAGCAUUGCCCGUGUUCUGGAUCGCUGGUCCCCAGUCAGAAUAAACAGAGCUUCCUGGAGGGAUAGCCUCAAACCUAGGAGGUAUUUGUGCAUGGCAGUGGUGGGGUUCAUCUAGCCCUGCUCCCCUUCCAGGAACUCAGCCCCCACAAGCUCAGGGAGUUAGCUGUUCAGGGUAGGGAAAGAGUGUGGUAGAGACAGGACCAAGACAGUCUCAGGGACCAAUGCUUGCCUCUGCUUAUCAGAGACAAUAGCCACUUAGAGGCAGUGGGAGCCACUGGAAGGUUCAGCUUAAUUCACUUCAAUCCAACAACCAUUUACUGAGUUUAUGCUGUACGCCAGGCCCCGUGCUAGGUGCCAGUGGUGCAUACAAAGCCAUAACAGAGUCAGGGACUGCCAAUCUGCACUGGAGGACCAAGAUUUAUUAUUAUUAUUAUUAGUAGUAUUAUUAUUAUCAUUAUUUGGUGCAUCUACUUCCACCUCCAUAGCCACUGCUUCCACAAGAGAAUCAGAAGGAUGAGACUCUUGAAUCUGGGGAUUGGGAAAGUCAGGGUGCAAGGGAAGUGGGAAUGUACUGUUGGGAAGGGUACGUGGGUCAGGUAGGUUGGGCAUGGAGUAGGGGGUGGGUAACCAGCCAGAGAACUCCUGGGUAAGGUGAAUCUAACCCUCCUAGAAGUUCCAAACUCUUUGACUCAGUACCUAACUGCCAAACAACACACUGCCAAUGGGAGUGGGUAAACCACAGGGGCCUGGAGCAGGUGGGCGCUGCCUAUCCUUCAAGCCAGCCAAUAGGAAGAGAGAGAUGAGUCGUGGGCUCCUCAAGCCAGCUAAAGCCAAGGGUGUGGUGUAAUAGUUCUGCAGCUCGGAGUGGCCAGUUUUCAUCACCUGGCCGCCACGUGCCCUCUUCUGUUCACAGUGCACAGACAAGGACUUGGCUUUUGCCAAGUCUCCUAGCAUUUUGGGGCGGGGAGGGGGGGCGCCGUGAUUAUUAUGAGAUCCCGCCAGAGUUGUACUAAUAAGCUGCCUCUUAAAGAAGUAACGUUUCUUGGGGUCUUUUUCUUUUCUGUCCUGAUGGAAUGGAAUCCAGGGAGAGCAAUGCCUGUCUCUGGACCUCGUGGGCUGUGUCAGGAGUCAUUUCUACCCCAGGUCCUUGCCCUCAUGAGCACUUCCUUUUGGAGCCACAUAGACCCUCCUCCAGGGUCUCUGGGCUUGAGGUUGGGAACAAAAACUUGGCUUCUGUGAGGUGGGCUGGGAAACUGUGAGCUGUUCUUACAGGAGCCGUUGCUCAAUCUUGCUUCUUAGCUUACGCCAGCAAACUGCUCUCUUGCUACAGUGUGGGCUCCGAGCUCUGCUCCUGGCUCUGUGCUCCCGCUACUGCACUCUCAGUCUCUCCUGCCUCUCCUGCUCUCCCAGAGUCCCCUCCUCACAUCCCAUCUGCCUCUGCCUCCUAAUUAAGGGCCACUGCAAAGAAAGACUGGCUGGCUCACCCGUGGGAUCGAACUCAUGAGUACAAAGCACAAUAUUUCAGGACUGAAAAAGCAUUGCGGUGCCUUGGAACUGGCUUUGGAAAUAGCUGUCUGCCCCUCCAGCUACUUGAUCAAAUGGGAAGAGCUGAUUGGGUCCAUGUUUCCCUGUGAGUCUUUGGGAAAGUGGGGCUGCUGCAGCACCGACAAGAUCAGGUUAAGCAGGUAGACAGGUGGAAAUACUGACCAGGUCCAAAGAAGUUAGUCCCGGGCCAUAGGAAUGGCUUGGUGCAGUUGGAACGGGUGACAAAUUAAGAAAACUUUUUUUUUUCCUACAUAUGUCUUAAGAAUAGACAGCCUUGCUGUGCCUCUUGCCGAUGUCUUCCUUUAUUGAAGCUUGCUGAUGCGAUUGUACAUAGCCUUUCUAUAUAGGUAGCGAUAUAUUAUAGAUACAUAUAAAACAUCUCACUAUGCCCACCCACCCCAAAAGUUACACUGUGGGGGGAGGGUGUAAUCACUUCUCAGUGUUUCCGAGUACCAAAGGUUCAUUAUGGAAUGUUCUUUGUGCUUUUUAGGGGGAGAACCCAGCUGCACAGCAAAUGCUUAUGCACGCCUGGGCUCUACCUCCUGUUUGGUGGUUGAGAGGGGAGAGAAGCUUAAACAAAUGGCCUCUGUGACCCGACUGCUGGGAGCAGGCUGGAUUUCUCCAGCAGUUUGUCAGAUUGCUUGGAUCUAUUGGUUGCAAUAAACACACUGUCUCCCCCGAA
Messenger RNA from Apodemus sylvaticus (European woodmouse), 4289 nucleotides. RefSeq names its product sodium voltage-gated channel beta subunit 2 (gene Scn2b). The transcript has 4 exons. Gene Ontology annotation, molecular function: sodium channel regulator activity. The coding region runs from base 106 to 753 and encodes 215 amino acids. Gene Ontology annotation, biological process: cardiac muscle cell action potential involved in contraction; membrane depolarization during cardiac muscle cell action potential; regulation of sodium ion transmembrane transporter activity. Gene Ontology annotation, cellular component: voltage-gated sodium channel complex; membrane. The record is from RefSeq and is a predicted model, not a curated record. NCBI's taxonomy places the organism in Eukaryota, Metazoa, Chordata, Mammalia, Rodentia, Muridae.